AUGAAGAACCCGUUCUCAAGCACAAGGCGAUCCGCACUCCUUGCUCCUCCACCAGAGCGUUCCGCAGAAGAACGAGCACUCGUCCGCCGCCUAGACCUAUUCCUCCUAACAUUUGGCUGCCUCUCCCAAGUUAUCAAAUACCUCGACCAGCAAAAUAUCAACAAUGCCUACGUCUCUGGCAUGCAAGAGGAUCUCCACCUCGAUGGCGACCAGCUCAACUACUUCACCACGGCUUUCAACGUCGCCUACUGCAUUAUGCUUGUUCCCUCGCAGAUCAUCAUGACAUACGUUCGACCGAGUUUCUGGCUCCCUGGACUGGAAGUUGCGUGGGGCGUCAUGACAGGGCUGAUGGCAAUGGUGACAAGCGCAAAGCAGGUCUACAUCAUCCGCGUCUUCUUAGGCGCCUGUGAAAGUAGCGCCUGGCCGGGCAUGAUGGCGUUAUUUAUGCAUUGGUAUACUCCCACAGAGCUGGCAAAGCGCAUGGGCUUCUAUCAUUCUUGUCAAGCGUUGGGGAAUAUGCUAUCUGGCGCCAUGCAAGCAGCCAUCAUGUCGACUUUGGACGGGCACUCGGGCCUUGCGGGCUGGCGAUGGCUCUUUGUCAUCAACGCAAUCAUCACAGUCAUCUGGGGCAUCUUUGGCAUUUUCAUGCUGCCAGACUACCCCAACAAACGCAACCCACGAGCUUUCUGGUUCAGCCGAAACGACCAAGAACUUGCUAUUGGGCGCUUGAUUAGGAACAAGAGAGCAGAGCCGAAACGUAUCACCUGGGAGUCUGCGAAGAGGACGUUCUCAUCCUGGGUCGUCUAUUUCGUCGCCAUCAUGUACGCAGGUACCGUUUUGGCGACUUACGGAUAUGUCUACUUCGGCUUGUUCUUGAAGGCACAGAAGAAGCCGGAUGGGUCGAGACGAUGGUCGACUGAGGAAGUCAAUGUCAUUCCCAUUGGAGGUGGAGCGAUCAACGUGGUGUUUGUCUGGAUCUGGGCGUUACUUUCUGACUUCCUUCAGACUCGCUGGACGCUGAUUGUGGCUCAAGGUGUUAUUGGCCUCAUCCCUUGCAUCGUUAUGUCCGUCUGGACGAGCCAUCCAUCUUCUGUGCCGAUCUCAGCAGCAUACGCCAGCUACUUCAUCAACUACCUCGCGCUGGGUACUGCGCCUUUGAUCUUUGCCUGGCUGUCAGAUUUAAUACCCCAAGACCCCGAAGCUCGCAGUCUGAUCGUCGGAGUAUCUGUUGCAUUCUACUAUGCCAUUUCAGCGUGGAGUCAAGUUCUUGUUUGGCCUGCGAGUCAGGCUCCUUACUACAAGUACGGCUGGCAAUCCUGCAUCGCCAUCUGGGUUCUGUGCAUUAUCAUGUGCUGCGUGCUACGAUACAUUGACGUUCCAUACCUCCUCCCCAAGCGCCUGGCCUUCGCGGCUGGUCUCGAAUCUGGAGAAGUCGUGGUUGCCGGACAUUCUGCGGCCAAAGACAGCAUCGAGGGCCAGGUAAUCGAUGAUGACGGCGACGACAUGAAGAAGGGAUCGACCGAAGUUACCGUGAAAACCAAGGACGCGGCUAGCUCUGCAUAA
Messenger RNA from Zasmidium cellare ATCC 36951, 1563 nucleotides. RefSeq lists its product as uncharacterized. NCBI's taxonomy places the organism in Eukaryota, Fungi, Ascomycota, Dothideomycetes, Mycosphaerellales, Mycosphaerellaceae. The coding region runs from base 1 to 1563 and encodes 520 amino acids. Gene Ontology annotation, molecular function: transmembrane transporter activity. The transcript has 5 exons. The record is from RefSeq and is a predicted model, not a curated record. Gene Ontology annotation, cellular component: membrane. Gene Ontology annotation, biological process: transmembrane transport.